This is a messenger RNA of Gigantopelta aegis, 2015 nucleotides long. Its product is annotated as acetylcholine receptor subunit alpha-L1-like. Lineage: Eukaryota; Metazoa; Mollusca; Gastropoda; Neomphalida; Peltospiridae. The record is from RefSeq and is a predicted model, not a curated record. The transcript is spliced from 5 exons. Gene Ontology annotation, biological process: regulation of membrane potential; nervous system process; chemical synaptic transmission. Gene Ontology annotation, molecular function: transmembrane signaling receptor activity; acetylcholine-gated monoatomic cation-selective channel activity. Gene Ontology annotation, cellular component: neuron projection; postsynaptic membrane; synapse. Bases 260 to 1795 code for a protein of 511 amino acids.
UCACCCCGUGUACCAGCUAACAAAAGUAUAUAUGUAACAAUACCGCCGUGAUUAUAACGGCGCACCGCUAGCUGCUAGUUCUCUCGGCCAGAUUACUUUCAGCACCAGACGGCGCUUGCUACAUACAACACGCAAGCCCCUAUGAGCAAGAGGAACCGUGUGUUUAUCAAGUGCAAAUGAAAGACGGUCUAACUUGUAAAUACGGGACUGCGUGACGAGCCCACAAUGGCUGCUAUAGCCUAGUGAAACGGGCCGCGAGAUGGCCAGCAUCAUCAGGAAAAUCCUCUUCCUUCUCUUCGUCGUGUGCGACGCCAACGAAGACGCCAAACGCCUCUACGACGACCUGCUGAGGAAAAGCGGCUACAACAAGCUCGUUAGACCAGUAGCGAACAACUCAGAAAAACUUACCAUCAAACUGGGAAUGAGACUUUCUCAACUCAUAGACAUGGAUGAGAAGAACCAGGUGAUGACGACGAACGUCUGGCUCAGACAGGAGUGGUUGGAUAAAAAACUAAUGUGGAUACCGCACGAAUAUGGGGGAGUUGAGAGGCUCCAUGUUCCCUCUAGAGAGAUUUGGCUUCCAGACAUAGUGCUUUAUAACAACGCUGAUGGCAACUUUGAAGUAACGCUGACAACCAAAGCUACGUUACACCAUACCGGGCUUGUAGUGUGGGAACCCCCUGCCAUCUUCAAGAGUUCUUGCCCCAUUGACGUUGAAUUUUUUCCCUUUGAUGUUCAGACAUGUUCUUUGAAGUUCGGCUCAUGGACGUACGAAGGGGAUCAGGUUGAUCUCGUGCACACGUGUGCUCCUAGCAACGAUCCCCACGUAAAUAUACGCAGCGGCGUGGAUCUGCGAGAUUUCUACCCCAGCUUAGAGUGGGAUCUUCUCGAGGUGAACGCUCAGAAAAACACCAGACUAGACCCGCUGGGUAAAUCGACCUACCCAGACAUUACAUUCAUGGUGACCAUGCGCAGAAAGACGUUGUUCCACACGGUGAACCUGAUCAUCCCGUGUGUAGCUAUAUCGUUCAUCACCAUCUUGGUGUUCUACCUCCCCUGCGACUCGGGCGAGAAAACCACACUGUGCAUAUCAAUCCUGCUGACUCUUAUCAUCUUCCUCUUGCUCCUGACGGAGAUAAUUCCACCCACGUCUAUCGUCGUGCCGCUGAUCGGGAAAUACCUUCUGUUUACAAUCAUUCUAGUGACGCUGUCCAUCAUAGUGACCGUUAUAGUGUUAAAUGUUCACUUCAGGUCUCCGGCCACUCACUGUAUGUCCCCGUGGGUGAGGCGGGUGUUUUUGACCAUUUUUCCAAAACUGCUAGUCAUGCGCAGACCACACCAACCACAGGUGCCAAGCUAUAAAAUUCCAGUUAGAAACUGCAACGGCAUGGCAGUACGAGACGGUGGUCGCGACGUCGCCAGGAAUGUGGGCAGUGUCAAUGUGCUGGAUCUCCCAGACUACCAUUCGACCCUCGAGUGCGAACUCCUGUAUGUGGAGCGAGAGCUCGCCUCAGAGAGUCGACCCAGGUUCUCCAAGGAAGUGCAGGAAGCUCUGGAAGCCGUUAAUUUUAUAGCAGAACAUAUGAAAUUUGAGGAUCUCGCACAAUCCAUUGAAGAGGACUGGAAAUACGUCGCCAUGGUGUUAGACCGCAUAUUUCUGUGGAUCUUUACAACGGCCUGUGUGGUGGGAACGUUCGGGAUCAUCCUGCAGGCUCCCACUCUGUACGACGACAAACAGCCGCUGACUGCCGUCGACUUUAAAGCCAGCUGCUACACGGGGUACUCGCCCACGUGACUGGGACCAUAGACGAAGAAGACCUCACUGUUAAUUCCAAAUUGUGUCAUCUCAUAUACACUGAUGGCGAUAUCUCAUCAAAUGGACAUUCUUCAUAUGUUAUAGGUUUUUGGAAAGCAAAUAGUAUUUAGUCUUUCGUGACACGGGUUUGUGCAGAAUGAAUAUUGCGUUGAGAUGUCAGUUGAUAUAAGACUAUCCAUAAAAUCAAUUUGAAACAAUA